Molecule: messenger RNA, 1383 nt
Organism: Symsagittifera roscoffensis
Lineage: Eukaryota; Metazoa; Xenacoelomorpha; Acoela; Convolutidae
Product: dentin matrix acidic phosphoprotein 1-like
Exons: 3
Coding region: 1-1383 (460 amino acids)
Source: RefSeq, a predicted model, not a curated record
AUGGUUGAAACCAGGAGUCAAAAGUCAUCAGAAGGACAAAAGGCAAUGUUAGAGGUAGAGGUCCAUUUAGACCCUGCUCUGGAUGAGGAUCAGAGGGACAUGGACCGGAAGGGAGAGGAAACAGAAGAAAGAGUGAAGAACACUUUAGGAAACUUCUUUCCAUUUACUAUGGGAACGGGUACGGGCGAUGAGGCAGAGACCCAGGAAGAAGAAGAGGACGACGACGGGCAAGAUGACUUCGGAUCUCAAGUCAGCCUCAGUAGCUCGACUCAGGAGAAUGGCGCAUACGCCGAUAGAGAGACUGGUACCAUGGAACAAUUUGGCGUGGUGAGGACAAUAAGCAAUACCAUAAAAGAAUCAGGCCAGUCAAGAGACUGUGUGAAUAUGACGAACCCGGAAAUGCGAACUGGGCAGAGUAGGAUCACAAGGCUAAGCAACGCACCGGCGGAUCCAGAGGUGGAUAGUGAAAAGACAUCGCGGCAGAGAAUCAAAGCCCGAAUCUCGACCAGCACCAAGCUACCUGGGAUCGACAGGGAGAGAAUGGAUGAACACUUAGCGAAGAACCUGUCGCGAUUGACUGGGGAGGCUGAGCAAAGAGAGUUACGAUUGAGAGACGACAUGGAGAGGUUGAGAAUUCAACAAGAGCAGACUCUUGAGACUCUUGACACGAAGAUAGAUGCGAUGAUGGAGAAGCGAACUCAGGCUAUCAUGGAUAGGUUCGAUGGGCUACUAAGCAGCAGGAGUGGACCAAAAAGAGGGGAAUCGAAAUCGGGAGAACCCAGUAGGGAGCCGAGGGUGAACUUGAACGAGCAGCAGAAUAGGAGAAGGACAUAUGAACCCUCUAGAGGAAGGGGCAGUUCAUCAGGCUAUACCACAAGGGACAAUAGACCCCGGGGCCCAAACAUCGGAGGAAGUUCAAAAGGCAAAAGAAAGACCUCUAACGAACGACCAACGCAAGAUACACAUGCGACUGGGAGAUGUGAUUCCAGGAACAGGAGUCAUGCGAGCCAAGGAAGAAAUAAUCCCAGCGAGUCGGACAGGAGGGAAAAUCUGGAGCCCUUAUCAGGGGGCAAAGAUACUCAGGCGGGGCAUUCAAAAGACGCUGCAUCGAUGGCCACAGCCUUUGAACCUCUGAACAGGACCUUGGAAACAUUUCUUACCAGGCUGUCGAGGACCAAUGAACGUAGUGAAAAGUCCAGAAGAGUCUUUAAGAAACCAAGAUGCUAUAAAGACGAAUCUGAUGGCUGUAUUGAUACCUGGAUAGAGGUGAUGAGACUGCAUUGCGAGGAAGAGGACUUGACAGAAAGACAAGAAUGCAGUGCUCUCACCAGUAACUUGGAAGGGACAGCCCUAAACAGCGUGAUGCCAAAAAAGCAAUACUAA